Molecule: messenger RNA, 8470 nt
Organism: Nezara viridula (southern green stink bug)
Lineage: Eukaryota; Metazoa; Arthropoda; Insecta; Hemiptera; Pentatomidae
Source: the annotation of a GenBank genome assembly
ACCACAUAACCUUUCCUGGUAUUUAUCAAUAAUUCUCUGUAAAUCUAAACAGCUCUCCUGGAUUGACUUAAAUAAUUCAAGCUUGGCAUCUAGCUCGGCAUCACUUGCAACUAUAUGUUCAUCUUGUUUUUUACCAAGCUUUUUAAGUACAGUUUCUUUUGUUACCCAAUACUGGUGCUGCAUUUUUGACAUGGUAGAAUUGUUUCUGGUAUUGCCAUGGUGGUCUGACCAAUGAAAGUUCGAAGACAUAUGGCCAUCCCCAUAAGACCUACACAUAAACACAGGAUUCAAAGAACUAUAAAAAUAUCCUUCUGAUUUAGCAAGGCAAAGUCUAAACAUAAUAUUUCAAUCCUAAUAAUACAACAGUCAAUGCAACAAAAAAUAAACUUGAAUUUAACUUAAUUUGAUGUAUUUAAUGACAAUUCAUAUGAUUCAUAGUAUGUUUACCAUGAUGCACUGGAAGUAUUCAUUGCAGUAAUGAAAAGCCUAUAGAAAAUAAAUAAUUAAUGCGUUACUAUACGACUUAUUUCAUUAUGAUUCAAAAUGAUAUUGACUCUAUCACAUUCUGAUAACAUUACAAGCUCACAGCUUUAUCAGCUGUGAUAAGUAGACAAAGGUACACAAUGUUGAAAUCUAACUUUUUUCAAAAUUAAUUUUUUUUAAAUUACGGAGGUAAUAAGUUUAUAAUAUUUUUUUCGGUUCACUGAUAUUGACGUAAGCAAAUUGGUUCCAGACAAAGAAUUAAAAUUAUGGAAGAAACGGAACAAUCAAGUAGUUUCAUGAUUGCCCCUGAUGAACAAAGCAAAGAUGAGCUGCUGGAAAUAAUUACCAAGAUCAGAAAUUCGCAUCCUGAAUUGGAACUUUAUGUCUCUUGUGGCUGUAAUGACAAGAACUUCUGUGGAACAAAAUGUGAAUGUGCCACUAUAAAAGAGGAUAUAAGAACACUGUUUUCUCUAGGAGAAUUCAUUGAUAAUCUCAUUACCAGUCAAAAGAAAGCUCUUCAAACUCCUGUUGAACAAGCUAAACUAUAUAAAAUGCUGGAUAUGGUUUUUGAUAUGAAUCUUAAAUUUGGUGAAUGUAGCUGUGAACAAGAUGAAGAAAGCAAUAGCUCUGGAAAUGAGGAAUCAAUAAAUAAGAAUGAACAACCCGUAAACUGUGAGUGUCCGGAUCUUCCUAAGAAAAGAUGCGUAUUGAGACUCAUAAGAAAUGAUGUCUAUCAAAGAAUGAAACUGGUUAAGAAACUUAAUUUCCUACUCAUGGAAAAGAAUCAGAAGAUUGACAAAAUAAUAAAAAAAAGAGAAAGGAAUGACCCAAACUCACCUUUUGUUACAAAGAGUGUUGGUUAUGAUGAAGCUAUGCAUAAACUGAUAGAAAGAAAUCAACUUUUAAAAAAAAUGAAAGAAGAAGAUCUACCAAAGGCUUGCCUUUUUGACAAAACAGAACUUAUGGAACAAAUUGGUCAUCAUAGGAUUUUAACAAAACCUUUGCGACAUAUUUAUUUCCUUGAAGAAUUAGCUGGUAAAAUUAAAAAAAAGAUAGAAAGCUGUAAUAAUGAUCUUGCAGAUUCUUCAGAAUUAGAUGAAAGUGCUGAAAAAAAUGAAUGCAAUUGUCCUGAAAUUAAAAAAAAGAUAGAAUUCAUAAAAAAUUUCAAAACUAUGAUAGCCCGUUUAAAUCCCAUUCUCCAUAGGGAAGAACAGAUGCUCGAUUUUACAAAAUCGGAAGGAAAAACAUUAGAACAACUAAUAAGAGAUAAAAAAAAAGAGGAGCGGCACAAGCUAGCUGAUCUUGUACAUAAGCGGAAGGAUAUUGUGCAAAUUCUAAUAGAUCAACACAUACUAUUAGAAGAAGAAAGAAUAUUAACAGAUGUUAUUCUGAUGCUCAAUGCAUACAUAAAACAAAUUGAAGUUGAACUGGAAUCAUACGAAAAAUCUGAGUUCAACGAAGCGGUCACUGAGAUGCCAGACAGAAAUAUGGAGUCAAAUGAGGUUGUGAUCAAGUUAAUUGAUGAAAAGAAAGACUUAAUAGAGCUCUCCGGCUUGUUGAAUAAAUAUAAAAAUAGAAAUAAUGAGCCACCUGGUGAUGAGAAAUCACUGUUAGAGGAAAUAAAUGGAAAGCUUCAAAACUAUCUGGAUCAGCAGAAAAAAUAUUUUGAUGCAAUGGAGAAGCUCAUCCCUGGCUUUAAAAUAGCUAUUUUUGAUCAUAAACUGCAAAAAGAUAGAAUAGUUGCAGAGAUAUGUAGAGAUGAGGAGGAAAAGAAAUAUGAAUCAAAGGUAGCUGGAAAAUCAGAGCCUGAUGGGCGUGAAAGACUUAGAACGCUGAUAAAAGGAUUGCACAAACCACAUCUCCACAUUGUUGGCAGCCCUUUAGGAAGAAAUGAAACAAGGAAGCCAUCUGUUGGAAACAGAAAUCAAAUGAGCCAUUCAUCUUCUGGAAACAAAAAUGAAAUGAGCCGGUCAUCUGCUGAUAACAAUGUUGAAACAAGUUCGCAAUCCUUUGGAAACAACAAAAAAAAUCUAAUUAACAAGCUACAAAAAUUUAAGAAGAAUAUAGAUGGCAAAUUAAAUAGUGAAGUUGAAAUAUGCCAGUACGAAAUCCUUGAAAAAGAAAUAUUAAAAGAGAUAGAAGACCUUGACCCACCAUUGCCGAAAGAUAAAGGAGAAGAGCAGGAUCCUCCUCAAGCCAACUGCUAUAGCAGUGAGCAGGUCAGGACAAUACUAAAGAAUAUGGCUUUCGAGGAAGGAAGGAAUAUUGUCUCACAUCCUGAUCCUAUAAUCCAAAGAAAAGAGAAUGUAAUACACAGAAAGAUGCUAGUACAGGAGCUGGGAUUAAAAUGCAAGAAAGGUGGGCGAUGUUGCACAGAAAAACCAGGUAUGUCGAGACUGAAGCUCAAAGCAGUAUAUGAGAAUAAGAAUGUAAAAGAGUGCAUGUGUACAAAUCGUCUGAAACAGCUCGCCAGACUAGAGAAUGAAUUUGAAAAUAUCAUUUUACAGCCUGAGAAGCAUCAUAUUGAGUUCGUGAGUGGACCGACCAGUUUCAUUAACACCAAUGCCAUUAAAAGAAUGAGAAACUUUAUUUAUAAACAUGCAACAAAAAAAGUUGUACAUACUGACUCGGAUUCAAAUUUCAUUUCCUCAUUGUCAAAAAGGAAAUUAACAACAGAAUAUAACGAAUCACGCUACUCUGUAGUAUGGAAAGAUUUUAAGCGAUCUGGGCUCUUUCAUAUUAAUUUGGAAGCGCAAAGGAUGACCAACGAACGCAUAAUUAUUAGACCUCAGUACAAAAAGAGAGUGAAAGUAUUAUCAGGAGGAAGAAUAGGCCUUGAUCCCCUCUAUGGUGAAUAUGUCUGCACGGGCAUGUUGGAUGGUGCUGUCCUUGGAAAUGAGAGAAAUGGGCCAAUUCCUCGAACUAUUCUCCAGGCAUUGAAAGAACUGGAUUCAGGUGAAGGAGUGGUAAUAAUAAUUCUUAAUGAAAGUGAAGAAAGAUUGAGUUUCUUAUUUGCCAUCGAGAGAGCUCGCAAGCUUGGUAUCAGUGCAGAACUUGUUUUAGCCAGGGAUGAUAUAUCUCACCAUCAGCCUGAAAAAUGGAGAUAUGGAAGCAGGGGGCAUAUUGGUAUUGUUCUUCAGUUUAAGAUCGCAGCAGGAAUGGCCGCAAAGGGUCACAAUCUUGCCGAGAUCGCCCGCGUCACACAAGCCAUUCAGAUAGCAACUCUUGAUUGUUAUUUGACGAAGUAUGGUCCCUUCAUUGGUUCUGGAAUCAGAAAUGAAAAAGGAUAUUACAUUCCUGGUUUACAAGCUGAGGAUGUAUUAUCAGAACUAUUAAGGCAAUUAAUAGACCCAGCGGGGCAUCACGCAAUUGUUCCUGAGCCAGAUACCAAAAUGAUCAUACUUAUCAACAAAUUUAGGCUGCGCAGUGAUGAAAUUUAUUCUAUUAUUUCUUUUUUGAGCAAGAGAAUACUUGAAACGGGUGCAAAGGUGGGGCGUAUUUAUCAUGGCAAUUUUUCUGCUUUUACGAGGCAAGGAUUUUCCAUUACCGUGGCCAAAGACUGGAACGAUGAACUGCUGCAAUUUCUAGAUUAUCCCACCACUUGUGUUCAAUGGCCCCCUCACCUGUCUGGGAGCAGAAAUGUCAUUCUUACCAGAACUAGGCUUUAUAGGCCACAUAUUAUUGGCGCCCAAGUCCCUCCUGAAAAUGUUGGUAUUGUUUUUGAAGUUUUAGAUAGGACUUUGAGGGAAAUAGCUUUUUCUUUGGAUAAGAUUUUAGAUAGUUACAAAGUUAUCGGGGAUGUUCUCCUAAAAGUUGUCUGGAUCCUUAAGCCUAACCUUAAAAGAUUGCCGCUAGACAGGCCUUAUUUAUUUUUGUGUCUUGUUGGAAAAGUACUCAAUGUGAACGUACCUGGAGUCGGCAAAUAUUUUCAGCUAAUCCUUGUUGCCGCAGCACAAGAAUUCAUGCAAGAUCCUGACUUAGUUGUCAGUUGGAUGAACUGGUGUAAAGCUUUAUUAAAGGGAAUACAAACUUUGGCUGGAUAUACAAAGUUCAAAGUUGGCGAGGGAACAAUGAUAGACUAUUUGAUGCCGAUUGCAGAUUCUAUAGCUGGCAUUAAAGAAGGGUGGAGCCCGCUACCUUUUCUCUUUGAAGGAAUAGAAAAAGUUAAUAAUAUAGAAGUGAAAAGAAAAGAUGAUUUAGGGAUCAUUUUACUUGGCCAACUAUUCAGAAACAUGUAUUUGUGCUUGAACGAAUGCGUCGGUCAUUACCCUGGAAAAACUUGGUGGAAGUUGAGGCUCUCACCACAAAUUUUGUUGGUAAAUCAAUCUUGUGAAGAUGAGAUAUGCUCUGAUGCAAUUCCCGAAAAUAUCCAGAAACAGAUUGAAGAAAAAGAAAAAAAGUGGCUGGAACAUUCUACACCAGGCUCUUCAGUAUAUUCUCUCGAAGCUAGUAAAAAUACUGAGCCUUCUAUAGAAGUUUUGUCAUUAGAAGAACUUGAAAGCGAUUCAGAAUGCAUCAAGUCUGCUACAGGUGUAUUAUAUGAUCAGCAACAUGAAGAAUUUCCAGAAGACUUUUACUCAAUAUCUGAGGAAUCAAGUUCUUGGAAAUACUUGUGAUAACCUUUUCUAUAAAUAUAUCUCAAAAGUUUAGUCUAUUCCUACUUUAUAGGCUCAGUUAAGUGCGUGAAGACCGAUAUGAAUUAAUCACAUUUUAGUAUUUGCAAUAAGUAUAAAAUAAUGCCCUUUAAUUGAUCCUUCUCAUUCAGCUCUCUUCUGUAGAUGUGGGUUUAAAAUUGGACAAUGGAAAUAAAUAACACUUAUAAAUAUGUAAACAAUCACUUUUCCUGUUGUUGCUUCUGCCACUACUAUUACCCAGUGCUCCCUAAAUUAGCAGACUUUGUUGGGGUAGUCCAAGUAUGGCAGCACUAUGUAAAUAACCUGUUAAAGGUUAAUUGUAAAAGACCUUUUUUGGCGGGAAUAGUGAAUAGCCUUCCGCUUUUAUAUCAGGGAACUAGGUUAUUUACACUCGUGAUUAUUAAAACAAAACCCGGCACUGGAUAUAGACUUUUUGAGGGCGUUUAACUGUUGUUGGGAAUUCGGGAAUCUAAUACCUUUUGUGACACUGAAUGAGAAGAAACAAUAAGAAUACAUAUAUGAUGUGGGACUUAGUAAACACUUUAAAUGAAUUGACUCACCUGGUUCGUUAUUCUUCAGUUGUGAGGCAUAUAGGACAACUAAAUAAAAUGACUUUUCAUUCCUGUAUAAUAAAACAAUUUUAUUUUACAACUGUAAUAAACGAAUGUAUAUAAGUCUUAUAACUGUAGGCUCGAUGUUCUUAGUCUUCAAUGUAGUAAGCCUCUCUUCCCAGAUGAUGUCUUCUUGUCUUCGUGUUCAGGCCUCAAGUGCUCUUCUCGGCGUCCUUCUGCCAGCUGUUGCUAGCUACCUGCUCUGACCUUUUUCCAGCGUCCUUCUUUAUCGAUAUCAGACAUUUCCACGAAUAAUUUGUCCACUGCAUAAUUGAGUACAAUUCAUCGUGCAACCUCACUUUCCUAUAUUUUAUAUAUUCCUUCUCAUUCCCUCACACAAUGUUACAUGAAGGAGUAAAUACUGGGAGCUAUCUACUACAUAUCCCUACUGUUUAACUUAUAAAUUUUUUGUUCGAGUGAGAACCACAAAAUUUAAGAAAAAUGACCGUGAUGAAAUGAACUUUUUUUUUUGGUGUAAUGGAAAUUUUAUAUUUUAAUGUGCAUGCUUAAAAUCAUUCCUAAAUGCAGUCAUGUAUCGGCGAAAAAGAAAAAAUUAUUUAAAUGAUUAUAUAAAGGUAUAAACAGAUCACGUAAAUAUGUAGGGCCCGUAACGUCUGAAAUUAGGGAUGAUAAUAACAAUAUUCUGACCGAUCCGGUUGACAUAUUGAAUAAGUUUAAGGACCACUUUGACAAUAUUUUAAAUACGGGAAAUUAUGAUCUGUGUCCUCCUUCUGAGUACCAGAGUGCUGAACCGUUAAUAGAAGGACCAAGUAAAGAGGAAGUUGAAGUAGCUAUCGGAAAAUUAAAAUCAUAUAAAGCAGCGGGAAUCGAUAAUAUUCCUACUGAACUAAUUAAGGCAUGCGGGGAAGCUGGAGUUUCUAAAAUACAUCGGUUGGUUAAAAAGAUCUGGGUGAACGAGAAAUUACCUGAAGAAUGGAAAGAAUCUAUUCUUAUUCCGAUUCACAAAAAGGGUCCGAGGACGGAUUGGAAUAACUAUCGAGGAAUUUCACUCCUUCCGGUAUGUUAUAAAAUAUUCACUUUAAUCUUAACCAGUCGAAUCACGGAAUACGCCGAGGAAAUUAUCGGAGACUACCAAUGCGGAUUUAGACGGAAUCGUUCGACUAUUGAUCAAAUAUUUUCUUUAUGGCAAAUAUUAGAGAAAAAAUUGGAGUAUAACGGUAUUGUUCACCAGCUGUGUAACAAGCGAUUGGUGGUGUCGGUAUCGAACCUUCGGGUUCGCUAAGCCUUAUUAUUAUAUUAUAUUAUUAUAUAUACAAAAUUAUGAUAUAUACAAAAUACACAAUUUAUAAAAAAUCAGCAGUUUUAGGUGUAAGAGAAAAUUACUGGAUAGUUUAAGAUGAACAUCUAAACCUAUUAUCUCUAGUUAAAUGCGAAUAUAAUCUGUAAAAAAAUGUUUGAAGUCCACAAUGGAAAUAAAUUAAUGGGUAAUUUAUAUUAUUUAUUAUUAAACCAGUUUGUUUAUUACUAUUAUUUAUUUUAUUUAUCUAUUUAUUGAUUUUUUAUUUUAUAUCCCUAAGACAAGCCUGUGUUUGUAACCAUACAUUUCCAAAAAUUUUAUUUUAUCAUUCUCCUAACCUGGGUCUAUAGGUAAUGCAUUGGCUUGGUCCUCCUGCACAUAGUAUUUCUUAAGGAGUGCUGCAUGAAAAAUUCCUCUGACAACAUCGGGCUCAUUCUUGGCAGUUAACAAAUACACUGAAGCACCCAGUUUGUGUUUUAUUUGGUAAGGUCCCUGGAACCUAGCCAUCAGUUUGGCUGCUAGUUUCUUUUCUUUAACACUGUAGUUGAGAGCCUUAAUGACCACCAUCUCUACUGGUUUCAAAACAGGGAACUUGUCAGUUGUGUCUAUGACAUAAGCUUUCUUCCUGUUUAUAAAGUCUCUAGUUUCAUUGAUUAACGAUUGGUGGUCUAUUUAUUGGUGCCUCCGAGGUGCUUGAAAUUUCUUUAAUGCUGUCUCGUGGUCUAGGAGGGUGUUUUCCUGUGAGUACUCUAUGUGGUACUUCAUCAAUCGUCGAGUGGUAUGUGUAAUUCAAGGUUUCUUGAAUCAAGAGAACAUCCUUGACCUGACAUGGCCUAACUUCCCCAAUUUUCUUUUUGAUAAAUAGCAACAGACUGACAUAUGAUGAGUCUGAGAGCUCAAUUAUAUUUUGGUCGUGCCACUGUUGGAUUUCCAAUUUGGCUGAUUCCAAUAACCGAGGCUUUAUUAUAAGGUACGAUCUCAUUAUGAAUGGUGUUUGGUCAUUAACUAAUAUCUGGUGAGUAUAUCCUUUUAUUACUCCUAUUGUGUUUUUAAAUACAUUUGGGUAAUUAUCCAGUAUCUCGUUUAACCUUUGGUGAAGUUGGUUAUUUUCAUAUUUUUCUUCAUCUGCUUUUAAUUUUAAGUCCCCAAUUUCUUCAAUGUGAUUUAUUCUGUAUUCUUUGUUGUCCCCAAUUGACUUGAUAGAAACCCGUUCAAUUGAUGUAUUAAUAUUGAUAAUCAGUAUCAUGCUAGAUAGAUUGAUAUCGGCUUUCAUGUCUUUUAGUGAUUCAAACCCUAUUAUACAAUCACAACUCAAUUCUGGCACAACUAGCAUUAUUAGCUCUACUUUAUUAUUACCCAAUGAAACAUCAAUGUACCACUGUCUAUCAAUUUCUUUGACUUUUUGUUACAUGCCGUAAUUAUUUGUAAGGUUUUGCAAGGUUAUAUGUGUAAAUUUGGAACUGUACAUUGUAGUCGUGUCAGGC